Messenger RNA from Pyrenophora tritici-repentis Pt-1C-BFP, 201 nucleotides. Lineage: Eukaryota; Fungi; Ascomycota; Dothideomycetes; Pleosporales; Pleosporaceae. The record is from RefSeq and is a predicted model, not a curated record.
AUGUCCAAACACGAUUUCGAUCUCGAUUUACACGACACCGCCGAGGUGACUACGGAGACCGCUAUGCGCACCAUAGACCAACCGACGGGCUCGCCUCCUCUCGCGAUAGAGCACUGGCACAACGCCAUCGAGGCUGGCGCAGAGCAAGCGGACAAAGAUGUGACAGUUGAACCUAGGGCUGGCAGACUCCCUGACGGAUAA